Anolis carolinensis (green anole) is the source of this 5574-nucleotide messenger RNA. RefSeq names its product helicase for meiosis 1 (gene hfm1). NCBI's taxonomy places the organism in Eukaryota, Metazoa, Chordata, Lepidosauria, Squamata, Anolidae. The coding region runs from base 835 to 5061 and encodes 1408 amino acids. Gene Ontology annotation, molecular function: ATP binding; nucleic acid binding. The transcript is spliced from 41 exons. The record is from RefSeq and is a predicted model, not a curated record.
CACUCCAAAAGCACAAGCAGUUACAGUCUCUACUAGGAACAUGAAUUUUGUAAAACUAAUGAUUACAACAGGGAUAACUCAGAACAAUAAAUUGUUAGUGAGAAAAUCCACCCACUCACCCAGUAAUGUAGAACUGCAACCUAAGCUCAGAGAAGACAAGGAAGUUUGAGUAGGAUGUCAGAUUACAUUAUUGUCUCUGUUAACCAAAAAAAAAUUCUACUGUUCAAUUGUUGAGGCUUGAUUCUAAUACACUAGUGAGCCAGUAAUAGUAAUAGGAGCUAGAGUUUUAAAAUUAUAUUUAGAAUAGCUGCAAGACCAGAAUAUACGAUGGGUUCCAUUCCCGAAUCAUAUCUUGGCAUGAAUGCAUUUAAUGUAUGAAUAGAAUAGAUUUGAUUGGAUGUGCAUAGCUAUACAGCUCAUGAAAAAGUAACCAGGUUUAUACAAUGCAGACAUACCAAAGGAGACUGUAAACAAUUGUUUGGGGAAGAGCAAAGGGGAGGGGGAAAUGCAUAGAAUAGAAUUAGCUAGAACAACCAUUUUUUUCGAGAGUACCUAAAUCUUUGGAUUAACACUUACUUUACUUAUAUUUUCUCUCCUUUUCCCCAGGAAAUUCAAAAACUACAGGAGAAGGUGAAAAUUCAAAUUCUAAUGUGGACUGUCUGCUGAACUUCAUCUACUGAUGUGUGACUGAGAGGCCAAAUCCUGCCUUGCCAUAUUUGUGUGAAUAGUCACAGAGUCCAAUGCAUGAAUUAACAUGGGGUUUACAGUUUCCUGCGCAUCCUACAAGGGCAUGGCUGCUGUGAAAGGAUUUCAUGCAUAUCUCGGUUUGAUACAAUGACUGACUCUGCUUUUUGUCUGGAUAAUUUGUUUUUUGAAGGACCAAGCGGAAAGCAAAUAUCUCUAGAAAAUGAAGAGCCAACCAACUGGUAUCUUGCACCUGUUCCAUCUGCUUUUGAAAUCCCACCCACCCAAGAGCUACAAAUGGAACUGGAAAAAAAUAACCAAAAAGCUUGUCAACUGUCUUGUUGGAACCCAUCAGAAAAUAAAGUAUUAAUUAACUUUCCAGAAGAAAUCGGUGAUGAAAGUGUCUGCUCAAAAUUCAGGAAAAGCUUAUUUAAACAAACCAAUUAUACAUACGGAAAUCCAAGCAACACAAAGAGAACAAAUGCCAAUAAAGAAACGGACACAUAUUGUAGUAUUGCUACACAUGAAGAGAUGAACAUAGAUCUGUGGAAAAAUAAUAUGCAGAUAGCGCAAUAUUCAGAUUUUAAUCUGCUUAAUGUAAAUGAUAUUUUAUCUGCUUCUGCAAAUGGAAAGGGAAUUGAAAAUGCAUACUCAUUUCCCUGUGUUUCAAAGACUUCUAGUGUGGAAGGGGUACCUGAAAAGGAAUUUAAGGCUUUGAGGCCUGUGACUGAAAUCCCUGCUCAGUUUAGAAAUAUUUUCAAGGAGUUCCCUUAUUUCAAUUAUAUUCAGUCCAAAGCUCUUGAUGAUCUUCUUUAUACAGACAGAAAUUUUGUAAUCCGUGCACCCACAGGUUCUGGAAAAACUGUAAUGUUUGAGCUGGCAAUUACCAGGUUAUUAAUUAGGGUGCCAAUGCCUUGGUUAAAUAUUAAAAUUGUUUAUAUGGCUCCAAUAAAAGCUCUCUGCAGUCAACGUUCUGAUGACUGGAAAGAAAAAUUUGGGCCCAUUGGACUCAUCUGUAAGGAACUAACAGGAGACACUGCUAUGGAUGAUUUAUUUGAAAUACAACAUGCUCACAUUAUUUUGACUACACCAGAAAAGUGGGAUAGCAUGACAAGAAAGUGGAGGGAUAACUCCUUAGUUCAGCUAGUAAGACUGAUCCUCAUUGAUGAGGUUCAUGUUGUGAAAGAUGAGAGCCGAGGUGCUACGCUUGAGGUUGUGGUCAGCCGGAUGAAGACUGUUCAAUCCUUUCUUUCAUGUGGCUCUGAGAGUUCUGACUUAGUGCUUUCAAUGAGAUUUGUGGCAGUUUCUGCAACAAUCCCAAAUGCAGAAGAUAUUGCGGAAUGGCUUUCAGAUGGCAAGGGGCCUGCUAUAUGUCUGAAGAUAGAUGAAAGAUACCGACCAGUGAAGCUUCGGAAAGUAGUGCUUGGAUUUCCCUGCAGUAGCAACCAAACAGAAUUCAAAUUUGACUUAACACUUAACUACAAAGUAGCUAGUGUAAUUCAAGCGUAUUCUGAACAAAAGCCGACCCUUGUGUUCUGUGCCACGAGGAAAGGAGUUCAGCAAGCUGCUUCUGUACUAGCUAAAGAUGCUAAAUUUAUUAUGAAUGUGGAACAGCUAGAAAGGUUGCAAAAGUGUGCCAAAUUAGUAAAAGAAGCCAGGCUGAGGGAGCUCUUGAUCUGUGGAAUAGCUUAUCAUCAUGCUGGAGUAGAGGUGUCUGAUAGAAAAAUCAUUGAAGCAGCCUUUAAUAUGGGAGACAUACCAGUUCUUUUUACUACCAGCACCCUUGCUAUGGGAGUGAAUUUACCAGCACACCUGGUAAUUAUAAAAUCAACAAUGCAUUAUGCUGGAGGAAUGUUUCAGGAGUACAGUGAAACUGAUAUUUUGCAAAUGAUUGGAAGAGCAGGAAGACCUCAAUUUGAUACAACAGCUACAGCAGUUAUCAUGACAAGGCUAAGUACAAGAGAUAAAUAUGUUCAGAUGUUAAAUGGUGCCGAUACAAUAGAAAGCAGCUUGCACAUGCAUCUUAUUGAACACUUAAAUGCUGAAGUAGUGCUGCAUACCAUAACUGAUGUGAACAUCGCUUUAGAAUGGAUACGAUCGACCUUCCUUUACAUCAGAGCUUUGAAAAAUCCAGCUUAUUAUGGAUUUUCAGCUGGACUAGACAGAAAUGGAAUUGAAGAAAAGUUGCAAGAAUUAUGUUUGAAGAACCUGAAUGAUUUGUCAUCAUUUGAUUUGAUCAAGAUGGAUGAAAAACUCUAUUUCAAGCCAACAGAGACUGGACGAUUAAUGGCUUGGUAUUAUAUUGCCUUUGACACCAUGAAAAACUGUUUCAUGAUUAAAGGGACUGAGACUUUAUCUGAGCUGGUCGCAUUGAUAUCCAGCUGCAGUGAAUUUUCAGACAUCAAGUUACGAACAAAUGAGAAAAAAACACUGAAUACUUUGAAUAAAGACAAGAACAGGCCAACUAUAAGAUAUCCAAUGGAAGGAAAAAUAAAAACAAGAGAAAUGAAAGUGAAUUGUCUCAUUCAGUCACAACUAGGAUGUUUGCCCAUUCAAGAUUUCACUUUGACACAAGAUAUAGGAAAGAUUUUCAGAAGUGGUACACGACUUACAAAAUGGUUGUCCGAAUUUCUGGCUUCUCGUGAAUACCACUUUUUGGUCUUAUUAAAUUCUUUGAUUUUAGCAAAGUGCUUCAAAUGUAGACUUUGGGAAAACUCAUUAUAUGUAUCUAUACAGCUUGAAAAAAUUGGUGUGAUGCUGUCAAGUGCAAUGAUGAAUGCAGGCCUGACAUCAUUUAAAAAAAUUGAAGAUACGAAUCCAAGAGAAAUUGAAUUGAUUUUGAAUAGGCAUCCUCCUUUUGGGAGUCAGAUUAAAGAAUCGGUAAUACAUCUUCCAAAAUAUGAACUCCAUGUAGAACAGCUGGGAAAUUACAGCGAAUCAGUAGCGGAAAUCCUAGUGACAGUCAUGCUAACCAACUUUGAACAGCUGCAGACAAAGAGAACCGCCCCAGAUUCUCACUAUGUAACCUUAAUAAUAGGAGAUGAUGAUAAUCAGGUGGUUUUUAAGCAAAAGAUCAUGGAUUCUGCUUUGCUGAAAAUUGGAAAAUGGACUAAAAAGGUUGAAGUGAGAAGAGCUAUUAAGUCUGAGGAGCUUAGCAUAAAUCUCAUCAGCUCUGAAUAUGUUGGAUUAGAUAUUCAGCAGAAAUUUAAAGCCCUUUAUUUGGGGCCAAAGGUGUUUGGAAAGCAAAUGGUGAUCAGACAUGGGAAAUUAGAAGAUAAUAACUAUCUGGCUUCACCAACAACAAAAAUCAAUAAAGAAGGUACUGGUAGACAAGAGAUCCUCAACAGAAAGCUUGCAAAUCGAAAGUGCAAUCAUCACUGCAAAAAUAAAGAUGGAUGUGGACAUGACUGUUGUAAAAUAGGAGUUUUACAGAAAUAUGACAUGAAGAGAGAGCCAGUGAUUUCUUCAUAUCUUACUGAUUUGAGAAACAGGAAUGCAGUAUCUACUGUUCCCCCAGUCAAACGAUUAAAGAUGCUGAUGUCAAAUCAAUCUCCAAAACUGGAUCUUAAACAUUUUAGUUAUACUCCUAAAUCUUUCCUUCCAAGAUUGCCAAGGAUGGAGUAUGCAGAAGAUUCAGGGUUCACUUUACCAGAAGAGAGAAAUAAGGCUGAUGUUCAUGAAAAAUUUCCACAGGAACCUGAAGGUUGCAGAUUGGAUGGUUUCUUUGUUGGCAAGCAGCCUGCAACUUUAAAUGAAAAAUUCCGUCAGACAAUGAUUUCAAACAACAAUCUCAAAGAUUCUUUCAUGAACAACUUGACAGAUGCAGAUAAAAGCAGUGCUUUGUUUUCAAAACCUUUGAAAGUGAACUUUGAAUUAGGGAAUGAGGUUUGGGAUGAUUACGAUGAUGGGAGUUUAGUCCAUGCUAGCACUUUUAUUGCUGAUAUGGAAACAACAAAAAAUUCAGAAUAUUCUCAUCUGGAAGCUAUAAACAUGUACCAAAAUUCAGUGAAAGCUAUAUCUUUUCCCCCAAAUACACCACAAAAACAAUUUAAAAGCUUUUCUGUAUUUAAAGAGAAACCUGAAUUCUGCACACAGAAGUCUGAUUCCCCAACACUGAGUCCUCCAUCAAAUGAAAAUUAUCUUGCAGGACAUGGAAGCAAAAAUUUAGGUUUUCAAGAAGAAUACAAUCCUCCACAAGAGAUGAAAUGUCCACAGUUUACUACAACCUCGGAAACAGCCUUGAGAUGUAGCCAAGCCACCACAAAGGGGGACUUUUUUAUCUGUAACAAAAGAAUGACAAAGGAGGCUGAUCUCAGGCACCAGCUUUUUGAUGAUGAUAUUAAACCUUUUCUUGGAAUAUUUGAUGGCAUUUUCUAAUGCCUGUAAACCCGAUACAUUGCCAGUAACAAAGAAUAAACCCUCAUUUUAAGUAGGAGAUCUUCAUUCACCAAGUCAGGAUUUUCUACUUUUUGAUUUAUAGCAGUUUAUUAAUAGUCAAUUUUGCUACAUGGACUACACAGUAAUAAUCAAAAUGCUAUAUGUUUUACAUGUGAUAGUUAAUGUACAAUGCAUCUUUAAUAGAUAUUUAAAUAUCUCUGUUUAUAUGAGGUUGUGGUUUGUAAGGCUAUAGAAUAUAAGAUUCGUUGAAAGCCUUUUAUUAAAGAGGAUUGCUUUUAGCCCAAGUCAUUUGUUUUACUCUGGAAAAUAAGAUUAUCUUUGUAAUAUGCAUCUCCUAAGUAAAUACAUUUUUGAACGACUCUUAUGUUACCCAUAGAACAAUACCUUCUUUGUGGAAUUUUUAUAUUUUGCAGUUAUUUACAUUUAACUGAUUUUAUGAUGCUAUACUUUACAUGGAACAAUGGAAUUUGAAAAUAAAAAGAAAUAAACUUA